Molecule: messenger RNA, 201 nt
Organism: Rotaria sordida
Lineage: Eukaryota; Metazoa; Rotifera; Eurotatoria; Philodinida; Philodinidae
Source: the annotation of a GenBank genome assembly
AUGAAUAAUUUAUUAGCAAAAAUUAGAAAAGGUUUUGAUUUAAAACGUUCUGUAGCAACAAAAUUUUCACCUAGUUAUACUAAAUUAUUAUUUAAUAAUUUAUUAUCAGCAAAUAUUGGAAUUGAUUCAAUAAAUGGAACAUUUGCUAGAAUUCGUUGUGGUUCAUUAGAUUCUAUUGAUAAAGGAUAUCAAUAUAGUUAA